UUCCAUCCCGACCAGUAAAUAUUUUCUAACUUUGUACCCACUCCACAACACAGAUCUACUUUAUCCCCAAAUCCCAUCCUGCUUUAUUAUACAACACUGUCCACUCCUCUUCACACACACACAGUGUAUUCUUUCUCUCUUUAACAAACAUGCAGCUCCGGUCAGUGGCCGCCGUGGCCACGGUGGUCAUUUCAUUAGCUCAUUUGCUUUUCCCCCAUGCAACUUCAGCUCACAACAUUACACAUAUUCUAGCAAAAUACCCACAAUUUUCCACCUUCAACCAUUACUUAACAGAAACACAUCUCGCUGCCGAGAUUAAUAGCAGGGAAACCAUCACAGUCUGCGCCGUCGAUAACGCCGGCAUGGCUGAGCUUCUCUCUAAGCAUCUCUCCAUUCACACUAUCAAAAACGUCAUUUCUCUUCACAUACUUUUAGAUUACUUUGGUGCUAAGAAGCUUCACCAAAUCACUAAUGGAACUGCGUUAGCUGCAACUAUGUUUCAAGCUACUGGUUCAGCUCCUGGUUCGACUGGGUUUGUUAAUAUUACAGAUCUGAAAGGUGGGAAAGUUGGGUUUGGUCCGGCGGAGAAUCACGGUACUCUUCCAGCUACGUUUGUUAAAGCUGUUGAAGAGAUACCGUAUAAUAUAUCUGUUAUUCAGAUUAGUACGAUGUUGCCGUCGGCUUCAGCUGAAGCUCCGACGCCGGAACCGAGUCAGAUGAAUCUUACUUCACUAAUGUCGGCUCAUGGGUGUAGGGUAUUUGCUGAAACUUUGUUGAAAUCUCCUGCUGAGAAGACUUUUGAGGAUAAUGCUGAUGGUGGGUUAACUGUGUUUUGUCCCGGAGAUGAUGCGAUGAAGAAUUUUAUGCCGAAGUUUAAGAAUCUGACUGCCGACGGGAAGCAGUCGUUGCUUGAGUAUCAUGGGGUUCCGGUUUAUCAAUCUAUGGCGAGCUUGAAAUCGAACAAUGGCGUGAUGAACACUUUAGCUACUGAUGGAGCUAAGAAGUACGACUUCGUUGUGCAAAACGAAGGCGAUGUGGUGACUUUGAAGACCAAGAUUGUGACGGCGAAGAUCACCGGAACUCUUGUUGAUGAACAGCCGGUGGCUAUUUUCACGAUUAAUAAAGUUUUAAUGCCUAAGGAGCUGUUCAAGGCUUCAGCUGCUCCGGCGCCGGCACCGGCACUGGCACCGGAUGCCGAUUCACCUGAACCAUCUAAGAAGAAGAAGAAACACAAGGCGCCGGCGGCAGCUGAUACUCCGGCGGAUUCACCGGCGGAUGGUCCAAGUGACGAUUUUGCAGAUUCGACGGCGGCCGAUGAUAACAGCGCGUUUAGUUAUAGUGCUGGACCAGUGGUUGCCGGAGUUUUGAGUAUGUGGUUUUUCUUUUUAUUGCUUUGAGUUAAUUUUUUUUUCCUUUUUUAAGAUUAAAAGGGUUUUUAUUGUGAAAUAAUUAUUGUCUAUUUAUGUAGUAUCAAAUGGUAGUAAUUUGUACUUUUGGGUAUUAGAAAAGCUAGGAGUUUUGUGUGUGUUUUUCAAUUAUGUAUUUAUUUUUCAAUUUAUUUUUUCUUAUUUUUUUCUUUGUUGUUUCUUUGUAUUUGUUUAUUAAUUUAUUAUAUGAGUGAUAUUUUUGGA
Molecule: messenger RNA, 1631 nt
Organism: Solanum dulcamara
Lineage: Eukaryota; Viridiplantae; Streptophyta; Magnoliopsida; Solanales; Solanaceae
Product: fasciclin-like arabinogalactan protein 1
Exons: 1
Coding region: 150-1397 (415 amino acids)
Cellular component (GO): plasma membrane
Source: RefSeq, a predicted model, not a curated record